Molecule: messenger RNA, 3461 nt
Organism: Scomber scombrus (Atlantic mackerel)
Lineage: Eukaryota; Metazoa; Chordata; Actinopteri; Scombriformes; Scombridae
Product: unconventional myosin-Vb-like
Exons: 26
Coding region: 159-3461 (1100 amino acids)
Biological process (GO): actin filament organization; vesicle transport along actin filament
Cellular component (GO): actin cytoskeleton; cytoplasm; myosin complex
Molecular function (GO): actin filament binding; microfilament motor activity; ATP binding
Source: RefSeq, a predicted model, not a curated record
UCCGCCGGACACCUGCAGCUCGAGCCGGGGACAUGAGCACCGCGCGCGAGGAGGUUCCUCACCUGGUUUAGUUUAGGAAGGAAGUCGCGCGGAGCUCAUUAAGGAUCAUAAUGGACUGUUUACCUCUGCUUUAGUUUUGGGGGGAAACGAGCAGCAGCAUGUCUGUGAACGAGCUCUUCACUAAGUUCACCCGGGUGUGGAUCCCCGACCCGGAGGAUGUGUGGAGGUCUGCAGAGAUCACCAGAGACUACAAGGAGGGAGAGUCUGUGCUGCACCUUAAACUGGAGGAUGAAACGCCUCUGGAGUACUCGGUGGGUCAGAAGUCGAACCCUCUACCGUUCCUGCGUAACCCCGACAUCCUGGUGGGAGAGAACGACCUCACCGCUCUGAGCUACCUGCACGAACCGGCCGUCCUGCACAACCUGAGGGUCCGCUUCCUGGAGUCCAACAACAUCUACACAUACUGCGGCAUCGUGCUGGUAGCCAUUAAUCCCUAUGAGCAGCUGCAGAUCUACGGUGAGGAGGUGAUCAACGCCUACACCGGACAGAACAUGGGAGACAUGGAUCCUCAUAUAUUCGCUGUGGCUGAAGAAGCCUACAAGCAGAUGGCCAGGGACGAGAGGAAUCAGUCCAUCAUCGUGAGCGGAGAGUCCGGAGCAGGAAAGACGGUUUCUGCUAAGUACGCGAUGCGCUUCUUCGCUACGGUCGGCGGCUCGGCCAACGACACCAACGUGGAGGAGAAGGUCCUCGCCUCCAGCCCCAUCAUGGAGGCGAUCGGAAACGCUAAAACGACUCGGAACGACAACAGCAGCCGCUUCGGGAAGUACAUCCAGAUCGGAUUCAGCCGCCAUUAUCACAUCAUCGGAGCCAACAUGCGCACAUACCUGCUGGAGAAGUCCCGCGUCGUGUUCCAGGCUGAAGAUGAGAGGAAUUACCACAUCUUCUACCAGCUGUGUGCCUCCGCCUCCUUACCAGAGUUCAAAGAGCUCAGCCUCACCAGCGCUGAAGACUUCACCUACACGUCUCUGGGUGAGAACAUCUUCAUCGAUGGAGUAAACGAUGCCGAAGACUUUCAGAAGACCAGAGAAGCGUUUACACUGCUGGGGAUUAAAGAGAACAAUCAGAGCAGCAUAUUUCAGAUCAUCGCCUCCAUCCUUCAUCUGGGAAACAUUCAGAUCUGCUCCGAGAGAGACGGAGAGUCCUGUCGCAUCUCAAGAGAUGACGUGCACCUGCAGGCGUUCAGCCGGCUGCUUGGCGUGGAGCAGCAGCAGAUGCAGCACUGGUUGUGUCACAGGAAGUUGGUGACGGCGUCUGAGACGUACGUGAAGAACAUGUCGAGCCGGCAGGCGGAAAACGCCCGCGACGCGCUCGCCAAGCACAUCUACGCUCACAUGUUCGACUGGAUCGUCGAGCACAUCAACAAAUCCCUGCAGACGUCCUCCAAGCAGCACUCCUUCAUCGGGGUCCUGGACAUCUACGGGUUUGAGACGUUCGAGAGCAACAGCUUCGAGCAGUUCUGCAUCAACUACGCCAACGAGAAGCUUCAACAGCAGUUCAACUCUCAUGUGUUUAAGUUGGAGCAGGAGGAGUACAUGAAGGAGCAGAUUCCCUGGACGCUGAUCGACUUCUAUGAUAACCAGCCGUGCAUCGACCUGAUCGAGGCUCGGCUCGGCAUCCUGGACCUGCUGGACGAAGAGUGCAAAGUGCCGAAGGGGACGGAUCAGAACUGGGCCCAGAAGCUCUACAAGCAGAACUCGAGCAGCGCUCACUUCCAGAAACCUCGAAUGUCCAACACGUCCUUCAUCAUCAACCACUUCGCUGAUAAGGUGGAGUAUCAGUGUGAAGGUUUCCUGGAGAAGAACAGAGACACUGUGUAUGAGGAACAGAUCAACAUCCUGAAGGCCAGCCAGUUUCAGCUGGUAGCAGAUCUGUUUCAUGAGAAAGACGACGUCGCUCCUUCAAAGUCGUCCAGAGUCAACGUCCGAGCAGCGAAGUCUGUCCCCAAGACUCCCAACAAAGAGCAUCGCAAGACGGUCGGACUGCAGUUUCGCAGCUCUCUGAAUCUUCUCAUGGAGACGUUGAACGCUACGACGCCGCACUACGUCCGCUGCAUCAAACCCAACGACCUGAAGGAAUCCUUCUCGUUUGACUCCAGCCGGGCGGUGCAGCAGCUCAGAGCCUGUGGAGUCCUGGAGACGAUCCGCAUCAGUGCUGCUGGAUACCCGUCCAGGUGGACGUAUCCAGACUUCUUCAGCAGGUAUCGAGUCCUGAUGAAGAAAUCUGACGUAACGUCUUCAGAUAAGAAGCAAGUCUGCAGAAACCUGCUGGAGACUGUGGUGAAGGAACCGGACAUGUUCCAGUUCGGUAAGACGAAGAUCUUCUUCCGGGCCGGUCAGGUUGCGUAUCUGGAGAAACUCCGAGCUGAUAAGUUUCGAGCCGCUUGCAUUAAAAUCCAGAAGACAGUGAGAGGAUGGCUGCAGAGAGUCCGCUACACUAAGAUACGCAGGUCUGCCGUCAUUCUGCAGAGAUACGGCCGAGGAUACCUGGCUAGGAGGUUUGCAGAGCAGCUGCGUCUGAGUCGAGCCGCUCUCAUCUGUCAGAAACAGUUCCGCAUGGUGAGAGAGAGACGAAGCUUCCUGAAGGUGAGAAGCGCCGUGGUGACGAUCCAGGCCUUCAGCCGGGGGAUGUUCACCCGCCGCAUCUACCACCAGUUCCUGCUUCACCACCGGGCCAUGAUCAUCCAGAAGUGUGUGCGCGGCUGGUUGCAGAGGAGGAAGUUCAGACGGGCGCGCGACGCCGCCGUCACCCUGCAGUGCGCCUACAGACGGGUGCUCGCUAAGAGACGACUCAAACAGAUGAAGAUAGAAGCUCGCUCUGCUGAACACCUGAAGAAACUCAACACGGGCAUGGAGAACAAGAUCGUCCAGCUGCAGAGGAAGAUGGACGAGCAGAGUAAAGAUCUCAGAAGUCAGAACGAUCAGCUGAUGGUGACUAACAGCGGUCUGGGCUCAGAAGUGACCAAGCUGCAGAAACAGCUGGAACAUCUGCGCAGUCAGCAGGAUGAAGGGCAGCUGGCGUCGCUGCAGGAGGAGCUGCAGAGGCUGCGGGAGGAGCUGCAGGAGGCGCAUGCUCUCAGGAAGAAGCUGCAGGAGGAGCACAGCACUGAGAAGCUGCGUCUGCAUGAGAGAGUGGAGGAACUGGAGACGGAAAACUCUCUGCUGAAGACGGAGAAGGACACGAUGAACCAGAAGAUCCUGCAGCAGUCAAAGAGCAUCGAAGAAUACACUGCAGCGCCUCGCCUCUCCUUCAUUAGAGGACAGCAGUGUUGGCUGGAGACGGCUGACCUCCAGGAGCAGCGAGAUGGAGGGAGGAUUAGUCCAAUAUUGGCCAGAAAGCAGAGCCUCUUUCUGGGAAUGUUGGAGGUCAGAGCGGGCCGGAGGACUCGGGACGCCGGCUCCUGA